Hemicordylus capensis (graceful crag lizard) is the source of this 5308-nucleotide messenger RNA. RefSeq names its product polyamine-transporting ATPase 13A3-like. Gene Ontology annotation, biological process: intracellular calcium ion homeostasis; polyamine transmembrane transport. The transcript has 33 exons. Gene Ontology annotation, molecular function: polyamine transmembrane transporter activity; ATP binding; P-type ion transporter activity. The record is from RefSeq and is a predicted model, not a curated record. The coding region runs from base 267 to 4022 and encodes 1251 amino acids. NCBI's taxonomy places the organism in Eukaryota, Metazoa, Chordata, Lepidosauria, Squamata, Cordylidae. Gene Ontology annotation, cellular component: late endosome membrane.
CGAGGCGCGAGGACGCGCGCGCAGCCCCUCCCCCGCCGCCCCCUGAGGCAAGCGAAGGACCCCCGCCGUCGCCUCCCGGCCCUUUCUGCGAACCCCCGCAUCCCGGCGUCGGGAGAUGUGAUGAGGAGCCCGGAGCGGUUCCUGAGGAGGCUGCCAACCUCUCCGUCCUGGAUGUGGCCGGUGGAUCCAGGGCCCUACAGCUGACACAGUGACAAGAGCUGCCGAGCCUGGAGGUGGGGUAGGCGUGUGACCCACAGGAAGGAGACAUGGAGAGAGCGGGCAAGGCGUACGUGAACUGCAACGAGGAAGACGAGAUGGAAAUCUCCGGCUACAGCCCCUGCUGCUGGAAGCUCGCGCUGGUCUCGCUGGGCACCGUCUGCAGCGGAGGUUUCCUCCUCCUCCUCCUCUACUGGCUGCCAGAGCUGAGCGUCAAGUGGACCUGCCGUGCUGUGCCGCUGCGGGAUGCCCGGGUGCUGCUUCUGAGGACCACGGAUGAGUUCCGGACCUGGUCCAGGGUCCGGGUGUGUUCUCUCUCUGCCCCCGGAUCUGACCCCUUGGGCUUUCCCCAGCUGGCGGAGAGCAAGAGGCCCCUGUGCCAGGUCAGCCAGCUGGAGGAGUGGGAGUGUGAGGAGGGCUCUCUGUCCCGGCCCGCCUGGGGGGAGCAGACAGAGACCCGCUUCUUUCUCCACCACAAUGUGCGCUACCUCUGGCAUGCUGCCUGCCAGUCCUUCCGGCGGCUCCGGGCCCUGGACCUGGGGCUGCCUUGCUCUUCCCUGCACGGCCGCCAUGCGACUGGCCUCCCCCGCAGCACCCAGGACUACCGGAGGCUUUUCUAUGGAGCCAACCAAAUCGGUGUGGAAGUGCCUUCCCUCCCCAAACUCCUGAUCAAGGAGGUGUUGAACCCCUUCUACGUUUUCCAAGUCUUCAGCAUGGUCCUGUGGUCCCUGGACGACUAUUACCAGUACGCCUCCGCCAUCCUCUUCAUGUCUGUCGUGUCGAUCUGCUUCUCCCUCUACACCAUCCGGAAGCAAUACGUCCUGCUGCAUGACAUGGUUGCCGCCCACAACAUCAUCCGGGUGACGGUUUAUCGGGGGCCGUGUGAGACGGAGGAGGUCUUCUCCACUCAGCUGGUGCCAGGGGACGUGCUGCUGGUGCCGCCAGGUGGGCUGACCCUGCCGUGUGAUGCUGUCCUGCUGAGCGGCACGGCCAUCGCCAACGAGAGCCUGCUCACAGGCGAGAGCGUCCCUGUGACCAAGACGGCCCUGCCUGACCCAGCCCAGGGCACCAGCAGGCCUCUCCAGGAUCCCAUCUACGACCCGGAAGAGCACAAGCGGCACACGCUCUUCUGCGGCACUUCUGUCAUCCAAACGCGGUACUACUCCGGGGAAGCUGUACGGGCGCUGGUCAUCCGGACAGGCUUCUCCACCUCCAAGGGGCAGCUGGUUUGCUCCAUCUUGUUCCCAAAGCCGACAGACUUCCGCUUGUACAGAGAUGCCUACCGGUUCCUCCUGUGCCUGGUGGUGGUUGCUGGAGUCGGCAUGCUGUACUCCGUGAUCUGCAGCGUGCGGCAGGCCGAAGCGGUGGACCGCAUCAUCCGGAAGUCCCUGGACAUCCUGACCAUCACGGUGCCCCCUGCCUUGCCAGCUGCCAUGACCGCCGGGGUGGUGUACGCCCAGUGGCGCCUGCGGGAGAAGCGGAUCUUCUCCAUCAGUCCUCAGCGCAUCAACAUCUGUGGGCAGCUCAACCUGAUGUGCUUUGAUAAGACGGGGACCCUGACGGAGGAUGGAUUAGACCUCUGGGGUUUUGUGCAAGCACAGGAUGGAUGCUUCCUCCCCGCAGGCCAGGACCUCCGUGCCGCCAGCUUGACGGGCUCUCCCUUUGUGGCCACCAUGGCCGCCUGCCACUCGCUCACCACCAUCGGGGGACAACUCUCAGGGGACCCCCUUGACCUCAAGAUGUUUGAGGCCACCGGCUGGGCCCUGGAGGAGCCUACUCAGGAGGAGACCGCCCUGCACGACCAAAUCCAGCCCACCAUUGUGCACCCUCCUGGCCAGGCGUUGCCUGGAGCCCCAGCAGAGGAGGAGCUCCUGGAGCUGAUGAAGCUCUACCAAAUUGGGAUCCUGGUGCAGUUCCCCUUCUCCUCCAGCCUCCAGCGCAUGAGUGUGGUGACCCGGACUCUGGGCGAGAAGCGGCUGGUGGCCUACAUGAAGGGGGCCCCCGAGACUGUGGGCAGCCUCUGCCGCAAGGAGACGGUUCCAGACGACUUCUCGGCGGUGCUGGAGUCCUACACGCGCCAGGGGCUGCGGGUCAUUGCGCUGGCGAGCCGGCGGCUGGAGAACAGGUUCACCUGGCACAAGGUCCAGCACAUCAGCAGGGAUGUCAUCGAGUGCCACAUGGACUUCCUGGGCCUCGUCAUGCUGCAGAACAAGCUGAAGCCAGAAACGGUGCCAGUCCUGGCAGAGCUGCGGAGGGCCUGCAUCCGCCCCGUCAUGGUGACAGGAGAUAAUCUGUUGACGGCCAUCUCUGUGGGCCGCGAGUGUGGGAUGAUCCCAGCCCAGGGGAAAGUGGUUGUGACUGAAGCCCUGCCCCCCAGGGACGGGCAGCCCGCCACCAUCCACUGGCAGUACGUGGACGAGCUCCCGGGGCCGGACCCCGCGGACAAGGCAAGCAAAGAGGAGAUCAAGCUGAUGCUGGGUGAGGCGGAGGAGGAGCUGCCCCGGCCAGAGGCCCCAGACACCAGCUACCAUUUCGCCAUCAGUGGAAAGUCCUUCUCUGUCCUCUUGGAUCACUUCCCUGACCUGCUGCCCAAGCUGCUGCUCUGUGGCACCGUCUAUGCCCGCAUGGCCCCAGACCAGAAGACCCAGUUGGUGGAAGCGCUGGCGAAAAUAGACUACUCCGUGGGCAUGUGCGGGGACGGAGCCAACGACUGUGGGGCUUUGAAGCAGGCUCACGCCGGCAUCUCCCUUUCUGAGCUGGAGGCCUCCGUGGCUUCGCCUUUCACCUCCAAGACACCAAACAUCUCCUGCGUCCCAGACCUCAUCCGGGAAGGCCGUGCCGCCCUUGUGACCUCCUUCUGUGUCUUCAAGUUCAUGGCCCUGUACAGUAUCAUCCAGUACCUCAGUGUCCUGCUUCUCUACUCGAUUCUGAGCAACCUGGGGGACACACAGUACCUCUUCAUUGACGUGGCCAUCAUCAUGUCUUUGGCCUUCACCAUGAGUCUGAACAGCUCGUGGAGGCGCCUGGUGCCCCAGCGGCCGCCCACCAGCCUGGUCUCGCCGCAGCUGCUGCUCUCCGUGCUCACCCAGAUCCUGCUGUGCCUGGCCUUCCAGGUGGGGGCUUUCCUCCUGGUCCAGGGACAGCCGUGGUAUCGCCCCAAGGAGGAGGAUGCAGGGAAGUGCGGCUCCCUGCCCAACGCCUCGCUGGAUGCCAACGGCACGGCAGGGCCGAAGCCGGAGGAGGAGGAGGAGGAGAAGGAGGAGGGCUCCGUGCGCAGCUUUGAGAACACCACCCUCUUCUACAUCUCCUGCUUCCAGUACAUCGCGGUGGCGCUGGCCUUCUCCAAGGGCCGGCCCUUCCGGCAGCCCACCCACAGCAACGGUUUCUUUGUGGCCUCCCUGGCUGCCACCUCUGGCUUCUUGCUUCUCCUCCUGCUGUGGCCCAUCUCUGCCCUGGACGAGCGCUUCGAGCUGGACUGCAUCCCCUACGAGUGGAGACUCAUCCUGCUGGUCCUGAUGCUCAGCAACUUGGUGCUCUCCCUCUUCCUCGAGAAGUUUGUCUGUGACUGCCACAUCCUGUGGCAACGUGUUUGCUAUACCAGACGGAAGUACGAAUAUCCGAACCAGGCCACCUACCCGCAGCUGGAGCUGGACGAAAUGGCCCCCAGCUACACCUGCCGCUGGCACGCUCCCCCCCGGGCCAAGUACAAGCGCCUGGCCCAGGAGCUGCUCUUCGACCCAGACUGGCCGCCGCGGCCCAAGACCAGCACCAAGGCCCCGGGGCCCCCAGCGGAGAGCAGCGCCUGAGCGGCGGCAGCAGCAGCAGCAUCGUCUCAUCGUCUCAGGCUGCAGACGUCCCCCGGGCCAGGCCUGGCUGCCGCGCUCGCUCUGGGCUCCUUGCCGUCGGGAGGGGCCGGGGCCGGGGGGGGGCAGAAGAGCUCCGUUUCCCAGCCCCUCCCUGCCCUGUGAGUCGGUCCUAACAAAACUGCGCCCCCCCGGGCUCCUUGCCCCGCCCCGCCCCAGUUGUGCUUCUCGGCCUCUUGGACGGCACCAAGGUCCGGCCCGACUGUCUGUCUCAGCCGGGAGAAGACUCCUUCCUUCAGCUCCGCGGGGAGUCGGGUUUGCCAAAGAGCGGCUCUUCAGGGCCCCGGCAUCCCCCUCUCGGAAGCGCCCCGGGCCGGAUGUGGUGGGAAGACGGAUCUCCACGCUGGGGAGGCGGUUCCUGCUUCGGGGUGGAGGGGUGGCGGCUCAUCCUAAUGAGGCAGCAGUGGGCAGGGGGACACCAGAAAAGGGGCAGCUCUGUUUGUGCCUCUCACAUCCUGCCCUGCAGGCUGGCCAUUCAUCAGGUACAGCUGUGCAGGCUGCAGAGAGUGUGGCUCUCGCUAAUGCCAGGCGGGAUGGGGGGGAGAGAUGCAGACGGAGCUGCCGGGAACCAGAGGUGACUGUGCCUCGUUAGGAUGACCCACUGCUGGGGGGGACGGGACACCAGUGUGUGUGUUGGGACUUCUAAACUUCUUUUGGGUUUGGUUUGGUUUGGUUAGGAGGAAACAUGAUUGUAUAGGGAACUUUUAAAUUAUUAAUGAUCGUGGGAGCAAAAGAGGGGUUGAGAAGACAUUGUGUUUGCCUGUUUUACUCCCUCCCCCUUUCCCUCCUUCAGUUCACUCUUCCCCAGCGGGGGUGUUUGGGGGGGGGCUUUCCCCGUGAAGCUCAAGCUGGAAUCGGCUUCACGUUCCCAGACCCCUGCCCAGCAGCUGCUCUUCACAGACAUGACCUGUGUUCCCUGUAACAGAGAUUCCCAAAUGUGGUUGACUACAACUCGCAUCAUCCCCAGCCAAAGGCCACUGCUGCUGCGGAUGAUGGGGGUUGUAGUCAACAGCAGCUGGGAAUCCCUGUUGCAGGGAAUUUGGCCUGUGGCCGCUCUUCCCUGCCUUUACCUCAAAGGGGAAUGUGAUGGGGUUUCUUUCCUUUAUGGGCUUGGAAAUGUCUCUCUGCAUGCCCUCGGCCUGGCGACCCACCUGGCGGCGUGACGAAGAUAUGCUCUUGUGCAGCCUCGCCAGUCUCAUGAUGGAAUUAAAGCUUCAGGCUUAGCACAA